Coccidioides immitis RS is the source of this 330-nucleotide messenger RNA. RefSeq lists its product as uncharacterized. The record is from RefSeq and is a predicted model, not a curated record. The transcript has a single exon. Bases 1 to 330 code for a protein of 109 amino acids. Lineage: Eukaryota; Fungi; Ascomycota; Eurotiomycetes; Onygenales; Onygenaceae.
AUGGACGACUUCGACUUCAGACGAAUUCCACUCCGGCGCACGGUCUCGAUUUUGAUAAACGGCGGUUGCGACGGAUGUACAAGCGGCGGUCACGGCGGACGACUUCGAUUCUCGGCGAAUACCGGCGGUCAUAUCAGACGACUUCGACUCCAGUCGAAUUCCACUCCGGCGCACGGCCUCGAUUCCGAUAAACGGCGGUUGCGACGGACGUACGAACGGCGGUCACAGCGGACGACUUCAAUUCUCGGCGAACGGCGGGCACGACAGACGGAUGAACGGUCUCGACUCCUGGCGAACAGCGGCGGCCACGACGGACGACCUCGAUUCUGA